Messenger RNA from Lodderomyces beijingensis, 1647 nucleotides. The record is from the annotation of a GenBank genome assembly. Lineage: Eukaryota; Fungi; Ascomycota; Pichiomycetes; Serinales; Debaryomycetaceae.
AUGAUGUUGUCGAGAGUGCUCAAAUCAAGAGGUCUCAAGUCCUCUGCCCAGCAAAUUAUGCGUUUCAAAUCCGUCAUUUCCUUAUCUUCAACGACCACCUCGUUCCCAACGAGUCACACCUCGGCUCAGGAUGAGCCCUACCUCACUCCGUCGUUUGUUAAUAACCAGUUUGUCAAGUCGGACGCCACGGAAUGGUUCGAUAUCCACGAUCCCGCCACCAACAACGUUGUUUCGCGUGUGCCACAGUCGACGGAUGCUGAGUUGGAAGAAGCUAUUGCCUCGGCUCAUGCGGCCUUCCCCGGUUGGAGAGACACCUCCAUCAUUAAGAGACAAGGCAUUGCUUUUAAAUUUGUCGCUUUGUUGCGUGAGAACAUGGACCGGAUCGCCAGUGUGAUUGUCUUGGAACAAGGUAAAACUUUUGUUGAUGCUCAAGGAGAUGUCACGCGUGGUUUGCAAGUUGCCGAGGCUGCAUGCAACAUCACCAACGACCUCAAGGGCGAGACCUUGGAGGUUAGCACCGAUAUGGAAACCAAGAUGAUUCGUGAGCCUUUGGGUGUCAUUGGAUCCAUCUGUCCCUUUAACUUCCCCGCCAUGGUGCCAUUGUGGUCCCUCCCCUUGGUUUUGGUGACCGGUAACACUGCCGUUGUCAAGCCCUCGGAAAGAGUGCCCGGUGCCGCCAUGAUCAUCUGCCAGUUGGCUGCCGAGGCCGGUGUUCCCCCAGGUGUCCUCAACAUUGUCCACGGCAAACACGCCACCGUCAACAAGCUUAUUGAAGACCCAAGAAUCAAGGCCUUGACCUUUGUUGGUGGUGACAAGGCUGGUAAGUACAUUUACGAAAAGGGUUCCGCUUUGGGUAAGCGUGUCCAGGCCAACUUGGGUGCCAAGAACCACCUUGUUGUCUUGCCCGAUGCACCAAAGCAACAAUUUGUCAAUGCAUUAAACGGAGCUGCAUUUGGUGCCGCUGGACAAAGAUGUAUGGCCAUUUCCGUGUUGGUCACCGUUGGCAAGACCAAGGAAUGGAUCGCCGACGUUAUCAAGGAUGCCAAGCUUCUCAAGACCGGUUCCGGUUUCGACAAAUCAUCCGACUUGGGCCCCUUGAUCAGCCCCGAGUCGCUCGCUAAAGCUGAAAGCAUCAUUGCCGACUCUGUUGCUCAAGGUGCCGUUUUGGAGCUCGAUGGCCGUGGAUACAAGCCCGAAGAUGCUAAAUUUGCCAAGGGUAACUUCCUCGGUCCCACCGUGCUUACCGGUGUCAAGCCAGGCAUGCGCGCAUACGACGAAGAGAUUUUCGCUCCCGUUUUAGCCGUGGUCAAUGUCGACACCAUUGACGAAGCCAUUGAGUUGAUCAACAACAAUCCUUAUGGUAACGGUGUUUCCAUCUUUACCAGCUCAGGUGGAUUUGCCCAAUAUUUCACCAAGAGAAUCGACGUGGGUCAAGUUGGUGUCAAUGUUCCUAUCCCUGUUCCAUUGCCCAUGUUUUCAUUUACUGGUUCGAGAGGCUCCUUCCUUGGUGACUUGAACUUUUACGGUAAAGCCGGUAUCACCUUCUUGACUAAGCCAAAAACCAUCACUAGUGCUUGGAAGAUUAACUCCAUAACUUCCGAUGGCGAGAUUUUGAAACCAAGUACCUCCAUGCCUAUUCAGCAAUAA